This is a messenger RNA of Amborella trichopoda, 3318 nucleotides long. Its product is annotated as S-adenosyl-L-methionine-dependent methyltransferases superfamily protein. Gene Ontology annotation, molecular function: methyltransferase activity. The record is from RefSeq and is a predicted model, not a curated record. Gene Ontology annotation, cellular component: endosome; cytoplasm; trans-Golgi network. Lineage: Eukaryota; Viridiplantae; Streptophyta; Magnoliopsida; Amborellales; Amborellaceae.
GACAAUAGCGACACUGCACCUUCGAUCCUCAUUAUAAAACAAUUGCUUUAUUUAAGCGCAUUGCAAUGAACACGCAGAAAAAGCAUCACAUAGCGCGGCUCUGAACAUUACUCCGUCUUUUAAGGUCAUGUGUCCUAUCUCUCUCUGCUUGCUAAUACCACGGCCGCUUUGUGGCUAUCCUUCUCCAUCUUUCUCUCUCUAAAAUCUUCUUUACCUCAUUUUCUCUUUCUCUUCAAAAUGCAUUCAAGAUCCAUCUUCUUCUUUUCUUUGGGGGUGACCUCCUGAUCUGGGAUCCAUCUUCUUCUUUCUUUCCUUCUUUUUUCAGAUUGAAUCAAUUUGAGGCAAAGUCGAUCCAGUGGAGCUGGCGUGGUAGAGAGAGAGAGAGAGAGAGAGAGAGAGAGAGAGAGAGAGAUGAUGGCUCUUGGAAAGAAUCCAAGAGGUGGGGUGGAUCGGAGGUCGUCAUCGUCUUCCUACUGCUCUACUGUUACAUUGGUGGUGUUUGUGGGCCUGUGUUUGGUUGGGGUAUGGAUGAUGACCUCCUCUGCAGUUGGCCCUGUACAAAGAGUGAAUCUGUCUCCGACAGACCCUGAACCCAAGAUUACAGAACAGGAAAAGGACCAGCGAGUAGCGGCGAGUGAUACUCAAACCUUUGAGGAUACUCCUGGUGAUUUGCCUGAUGAUGCGAUACAAGGAGAUGGAGCAGGGGCGACUCAGUCUCAGGAUGAGAGAGAAACCAAUACCCAAGACAAAGAGACUGUUGAGAAAGCAAGUGACACCAAAGAGAGAGAAGAGGAGAAAGAAACAGAUGGCAAGAAGGAGAGCCAGAGCCAGGAGGAGAGUGAAUUGAAACAACAUAGCGAGGAUGAGAAUGGGAAGGAAGAAAAUGAGGAAGGACGUGGGAAGACUAACCCUGAGUCAGAAGAGGUGGCGAAUGAUGGUUCAAAAGCUGAGACGAAACAAGAAGGUACAGAACAGUUGUCACAAACAGAGGAGAAGGAGGAGUUGGAAAAGGUGGAGGCUGAGACUCAACAACAGCAGGAGCAGGAGCAGGAGCAGCAGCAGCAGCAGCAGCAACAACAACAACAACAAGAGCAGGAGCAACAGCAACAACAACAAGAGCAGGAGCAGCAGCAGCAAAGCACUGAUGAGAAGACUGGUAAGGAAGAGGAGAGCAGGGAAGGCAAAGAGCAUGUUCCUUUGGAAACUUUCCCAGCUGGUGCACAAUCAGAGAUUUUGAAUGAAACCAACAUACAAGGUGGGUCUUGGUCAACGCAGGCUGUGGAGUCCAAGAAUGAGAAGCAAGUGCAGGAAGAGGCUUCCACGUCCUCCAAAGUGUACACUUGGAAGCUGUGCAAUGUCUCUGCUGGUCCUGAUUACAUUCCUUGCCUUGACAAUGAUGAAGCAAUCAGGCAGCUUCGCAGCACCAAGCACUAUGAGCACCGCGAGAGGCACUGUCCCAAAGAGAACCCCACUUGUCUCGUUCCUCUGACUGAGGGAUACAAAUGCCCGAUUGAGUGGCCACAGAGCAGAGACAAGAUCUGGUAUCAAAACGUUCCCCACACAAAGCUUGCUGUGGUUAAGGGGCACCAGAAUUGGGUGAAGGUUAGUGGCGAGUACCUUACAUUCCCUGGGGGUGGAACUCAAUUCAAGCAUGGGGCCCUUCAUUACAUUGAUUUUAUUGAGCAGAUUGUUCCUGACAUAGCUUGGGGCAAAAGGAGCCGUGUGAUACUGGAUGUUGGUUGUGGGGUUGCGAGCUUUGGUGGUUAUCUAUUCGACAGGGAUGUGCUCACCAUGUCCUUUGCUCCCAAGGAUGAGCAUGAGGCCCAGGUGCAGUUUGCGUUGGAGAGAGGGAUCCCUGGAAUAUCUGCUGUUAUGGGAACUCAGAGGCUUCCAUUCCCAAGCAGAGCCUUUGAUGUUGUCCACUGUGCACGCUGUAGGGUCCCUUGGCACAUUGAAGGUGGUAAACUUCUACUAGAGCUAAAUAGGGUGUUGCGUCCUGGGGGUUACUUUGUGUGGUCGGCUACCCCUGUUUACCAGAAGCUGGAAGAAGAUGUUGGGAUCUGGAAUGCCAUGGCUGCAUUGACAAAGUCCAUGUGCUGGAAGAUGGUGGUCAGGAGCAAGGAUAAAAUAAAUGAAGUUGGUGCUGCAGUAUUUCAGAAGCCCUUGUCAAAUGAAUGCUACAACUCUAGGCAGAAGAAUGAACCUCCGCUAUGCCAGGAGUCUGAUGAUCCAAAUGCAGCUUGGUAUGUGCCCCUGCAGGCGUGCAUGCAUAGGGUGCCAACGGAUGAGGGACAGAGGGGAUCCCGAUGGCCUGAGACAUGGCCUCAGAGACUGGAGAAACCACCUUAUUGGCUCAACAGUUCCCAGGUUGGGGUCUAUGGAAAAGCAGCAGCAGAGGAUUUCACAGUAGACUAUAAGCACUGGAAACGGGUCGUGAGCAAUUCGUAUCUGAAUGGUUUAGGAAUCAGCUGGUCCAAAGUAAGGAAUGUCAUGGACAUGAGAGCCGUCUAUGGAGGAUUUGCUGCAGCUCUGAGGGACAUACAGGUGUGGGUGAUGAAUGUGGUGCCCAUUGAUUCACCUGAUACCCUUCCCAUCAUAUAUGAGCGGGGUCUCUUUGGUAUAUACCAUGACUGGUGUGAGUCUUUCAGCACCUAUCCCAGAACGUAUGACCUCCUCCAUGCUGAUCACCUCUUCUCCAAGCUCAAAACAAGGUGCAAUUUAGAAGGAGUGUUGGUGGAAGCAGACAGGAUACUGAGACCAGAGGGGAAGAUGAUAGUGCGAGACGCUGGGGACACGGUUGCAGAAGUGGAAAAGAUUUUGAAGUCAAUGCACUGGGACGUGCGCCUAACCUACACCAAGGACAAGGAAGCACUUCUCGUUGUCAAGAAAUCCAUGUGGAGACCCAAAGAGUACGUGGCUCCCCUUUCAGAUUCCUCGUCCUCUGCCACUACUGCCACCACCUCUUAGACUCAAUCAACCGCCCAAUGGAGAGCAAAGCAAAAACGGCCGCAGCGUCCUCUUUUUGUAGUCCCUAUUCUCACUUAUUCCCUGAAGAAGUGUGGAAGAGAGAGAGGUAAGAACCCUUAGGUGCUUGUUCAAUAUUAAUUAUCGAGCAUUGUAAUUUUUUUUUAUUUUGUUGCUGCUCGUAUUUUUGGGAUGGUAUUCUCAAAGUUUGGCAUUUUUGAUGUUUUUGGGAUCUGAGAGAAUUCUCAUAUUUGUAACAUUUAAAUGAUUUUUCAUAUCUUUUGAUGAAAAAAAAAGCAGCCGCCACGGAGAAAAAAUUUGACCAUGCCAUGGCACACAUUCAUGACUAGGAAA